AUGGAAAGUGGUUCUUCAACCGAAGAACAUUCGAAGGACUCAACAAUUUCGAUUUGUGUUUGGAAACUGCGACGCUAUGGUCGAUUUAUCCCCGAAGGCAAAGCAAAACCCAAAUCCUCGGCCAGUAACGUCAACUGUGCGUGGAAGAUCUUCGAGUCCAGUGAAAGCGCUGGCCAGCUGGAGCUCAAUAUUCUGGCCUCUGGUCAUCUGCUAGUGUCUCAAGGCCAGGAACUCUUGGAGGGCUUUUCUUUGCUCGAUGCACAGAGCUUCUUGAAAAUCCAGCACAAGUCAGACAGUCUGCUAUUCAACAUGACAAUCAAGGGUGAGAGCCGUUUGGUCCGACUGCAGUUUGAUGGCAGCAGUCGUGCAGAAGCGGCUGGGUUUUGCAGUAAAGCGGUGGAGAGGCUGCAGGAUUAUGUUCCUGUCCAGCAGCAUCGGAGCACACCUGCAUCUGCUGCUCCAUCCCAUCCUGCAGAACCUGGACCAUCUACACAGCAGCAGCUGCAGCAGGCUCCUGGAGAUGCACCACGGGAGGCCCCUGCCGCUGCCAAGGGACCGCUGUCAAUCAAACACCUUUCUCAGUUCUUCCUGGGCGAGCGUGAGCUGUGUCUGCCGAUGGCGUAUCAUCAGUGCACGCUGCCCUCUGGAGGCCUGGAGGCACUACUGCGCCUCUGUCUGCUCGAUUCGGGUUUUCCUGCGUUCGUGGAGGAAGUCGAGGAGAAGCUGAAGGAGCUGACGCAAGAAUGA
Messenger RNA from Carassius gibelio (silver crucian carp), 747 nucleotides. It is a transcript of the gene rec114, whose product is annotated as REC114 meiotic recombination protein. The coding region runs from base 1 to 747 and encodes 248 amino acids. NCBI's taxonomy places the organism in Eukaryota, Metazoa, Chordata, Actinopteri, Cypriniformes, Cyprinidae. The transcript has 6 exons. The record is from RefSeq and is a predicted model, not a curated record.